AUGAGUAACAUCCUGCCGUCACUGCAGCUCCCUGUAGAUUACACAGCGAUCUCUCAAAACGUGAAAGAUUUCUUGCAGCAUUUUAAAACCGAGGCCGUGUCCAGAGAUGAAGACAUAGUUGCUGAAGAGGAUGAGGCUAUGGUAGAUGCAGACGGAAACGUUGAAAUGGACGGUAUUGGUCAAGGUCCCAAAUAUAUGAGACUUUUACAAAAAAUGGUCAACAGAGACUUAGAUAUUAUCACUAUUGAGUUGGACGAUAUCUUGCAAUUUCAGGAUGAGAAAUUUUUAGACGGUGGCCAAAAAAUUGACCUGGUUCGGAAUAUCCAAGAGAACACGAAUCAUUACAUUGAAUUAUUCUCCCAGGCUAUUGACGAAAUUAAGCCGUUGCCAACAAAAGAAAUUGAUAACAAAGAUGAUGUACUGGAUGUCAUUCUGAAUCAAAGAAGAUUGCGGAAUCAGAGGCUAGUUGCCGACAGAACUAAUGAGAUUCGUCAAGAAAUCCAGACGGAUUCCAAUGCUGGUACACAGGGAUCCGAAGCUUUGAGAGAACUGGCUGAAGAGGAGGUUGAGCUGUUCCCAGCUGUCUUAACUAGACGUUAUUUCUUGUACUUUAAACCGUUGACCACACAAGGUGCAUACCGUUAUAGAAGUGCAGCGAAAAAGGUUCAGAUGUCGAAGCCACUCUCUGUUAGACAAAUCAAGGGUGACUUCCUAGGCCAACUGAUCACUGUUAGAGGUAUCAUCACUAGAGUAUCCGACGUCAAACCAGCUGUCGAUGUAAUCGCGUAUACGUGUGACCAAUGUGGUUAUGAAGUGUUUCAAGAGGUCACCUCGCGUACAUUCACACCAUUGGCGGAAUGUACCUCCAGGGAAUGUCAGGAGAACCAAACAAAGGGCCAGCUAUUCAUGAGUACAAGGGCCUCCAAAUUCAAUGCCUUCCAAGAGUGUAAAAUACAGGAAUUGUCCCAGCAGGUGCCCGUGGGCCACAUCCCAAGGUCUUUGACUAUACAUGUGAAUGGUGCACUCGUGAGAUCACUAUCGCCUGGUGACAUAGUUGACGUGAGUGGUAUUUUCUUGCCCUCCCCAUACACUGGGUUCAAGGCAUUAAGAGCGGGUCUUUUAACUGAAACUUACUUGGAGACGCAAUAUGUGCGCCAACAUAAGAAGAAAUUCUCCGCCUUUAAGAUGGAUCCAGAGAUGGAAUCUCGUGUUAUGUCCAUUGUUGCUCAGGGGAAUGUCUACAACAGACUAGCGCAAUCUAUUGCUCCUGAAAUUUACGGGAACUUGGACGUGAAAAAGGCUUUGCUUUUAUUGUUGGUUAGCGGUGUCGACAAAAAGGUCGGCGAUGGUAUGAAGAUUAGAGGGGACAUUAACGUCUGUUUGAUGGGUGACCCCGGUGUUGCCAAAUCGCAACUGUUGAAGGCCAUUUGUAAGAUAUCACCAAGAGGGGUGUACACCACGGGUAAAGGUUCGUCCGGUGUUGGGUUGACCGCUGCCGUGAUGAAAGAUCCUGUCACGGAUGAAAUGAUCCUGGAAGGUGGUGCGCUUGUGCUGGCUGAUAACGGUAUCUGUUGCAUUGAUGAAUUUGACAAGAUGGAUGAAAACGACAGGACUGCAAUUCAUGAGGUGAUGGAACAGCAAACGAUAUCUAUUUCGAAGGCUGGUAUUAACACGAGUCUCAAUGCGAGAACCUCAAUUUUGGCAGCUGCCAAUCCACUAUACGGUAGAUACAACCCUAGACUGUCACCGCUGGACAAUAUCAAUCUACCUGCUGCAUUACUCUCAAGAUUCGAUAUUCUAUUUUUGUUAUUGGAUACCCCCAAUGUGGAUAACGACUCCAAAUUGGCGGAGCAUGUUGCCUACGUCCACAUGCAUAAUAGACAACCAGACUUGACUUUCGAACCGAUUGAGCCAUCUCGUAUGAGGGAAUACAUAGCCUUUGCUAAGGCAAAGAGGCCGAUUAUGACACAAGAGGUCAACGAAUAUGUUACACAGGCGUACAUCAGGUUGAGACAAGACUCCAAGAGAGAGUUGGACUCCAAAUUUUCAUUCGGUCAAGCUACUCCCAGAACGUUACUUGGUAUAAUCAGACUGGCCCAAGCGCUGGCAAAAUUGAGAUUGGUUAAUCGUGUGGAGGUAGAAGACGUGGAGGAGGCUCUAAGAUUGGUUAGAGUGUCCAAAGAGUCCCUAUACCAGGACAACACCAAGACCAGAGAGGACCAGAACCCAACCACCAGAAUCUACAACCUCAUCAAGAGGAUGUCACAAGACACACUAGAAAACAGAGGCACUCUAUCGUACGACACUAUUGUCAAGACUGUUAGAUCGAGGGGUUUCACGAUGUUGCAAUUGAACAACUGUAUUCAAGAGUAUUCCUACUUGAAUGUAUGGCAUUUAAUCAACGAGGGGACAAUCUUGAAGUUUGUCGAUGACGAGUCCUCGAUGGAGGAUGACCAGGACGUAAUGGUAACCCCUAGUAAGAUCCCAGCUUGA
Messenger RNA from Huiozyma naganishii CBS 8797, 2493 nucleotides. RefSeq names its product DNA replication licensing factor MCM7 (gene MCM7). The transcript has a single exon. NCBI's taxonomy places the organism in Eukaryota, Fungi, Ascomycota, Saccharomycetes, Saccharomycetales, Saccharomycetaceae. The record is from RefSeq and is a predicted model, not a curated record. Bases 1 to 2493 code for a protein of 830 amino acids. Gene Ontology annotation, molecular function: ATP binding; single-stranded DNA binding; single-stranded DNA helicase activity. Gene Ontology annotation, cellular component: MCM complex; nucleus. Gene Ontology annotation, biological process: DNA replication; double-strand break repair via break-induced replication; DNA strand elongation involved in DNA replication.